ACUCUUGUUCACCAUCCACCAUGUCGAUCACAGUCCUUUGCUCGUCGUUCCCUCCGUUCCCGACGCUUUCUCUUUCUGUUCCAAAAGACACCCCAGUCGGAGAUCUGUAUGGCCUUCUACAUGAUCGCUACCCAGACCUUCCUUGCUUCGAUGAGCUUGCAUUCUCGCCUCACUCUGGUCUCAUUCCAUGCCCAGAAACUUCCUUGUCGGCCCUCCAUGCUCCAGAUGCGGACCUGUCUUCUUUUAUUUCCUUAAGAUUAAUACCGCGUUUAAGGGGUGGAAAAGGUGGAUUUGGUUCUCAACUACUGGGCGGCUGGGGGUCGCAUGAGCAGUCAGAAAACAAGCAAUAAUGAUUCUUGUAGAGACUUGAGCGUGACGUAGGUUGAGCACUAUCAAAGUAGCUAAAAAACUUGCAGAGUACGUCGAAAAUGAACCCGCUCGUAGAGAGCUGCCACAUAAGCGCAGAAAACGAAACUGGAGCCCUGGAGAGAAACUGGGUAAUACGACUUCACAGCAAACCGUAGUUCUUCCAAAA
This is a messenger RNA of Serpula lacrymans var. lacrymans S7.9, 535 nucleotides long. RefSeq lists its product as uncharacterized. Bases 21 to 350 code for a protein of 109 amino acids. Lineage: Eukaryota; Fungi; Basidiomycota; Agaricomycetes; Boletales; Serpulaceae. The record is from RefSeq and is a predicted model, not a curated record. The transcript has 2 exons.